Messenger RNA from Stegostoma tigrinum, 1114 nucleotides. RefSeq names its product myosin regulatory light polypeptide 9. Lineage: Eukaryota; Metazoa; Chordata; Chondrichthyes; Orectolobiformes; Stegostomatidae. Gene Ontology annotation, cellular component: myofibril; cytoplasm; stress fiber. The record is from RefSeq and is a predicted model, not a curated record. Gene Ontology annotation, biological process: platelet aggregation; myofibril assembly. The transcript has 4 exons. Bases 151 to 669 code for a protein of 172 amino acids. Gene Ontology annotation, molecular function: calcium ion binding.
ACAGCUGUCACUAGACAUUGGAUGGUGUGAACACAUGACUUGUACAUCAGCUUAGGCAAAGCAAAAACUGGCAUUGCUCUGGCACUUUAUACUUGAAGAAAAUUUUGUAUUUCUCAUCUUUUUUUGAAUACAGGUCACUAAGGCAUCAACAUGUCCAGCAAAAGAGCAAAGGCAAAGACCGCAAAGAAGCGCCCUCAGCGUGCAACUUCCAAUGUGUUUGCAAUGUUUGAUCAGUCUCAAAUCCAAGAAUUCAAAGAGGCUUUCAACAUGAUAGACCAAAACCGUGAUGGCUUCAUUGACAAGGAAGAUCUGCAUGAUAUGUUGGCUUCUCUCGGAAAGAACCCUACAGAUGAGUAUCUAGAAGGAAUGAUGAAUGAAGCUCCUGGUCCCAUUAACUUCACCAUGUUCCUGACUAUGUUUGGUGAGAAACUAAAUGGCACAGAUCCCGAAGAUGUCAUUCGAAAUGCUUUCGCUUGCUUUGAUGAAGAAGGAACAGGCUUCAUCCAUGAAGACCACCUGCGUGAGCUGCUGACCACAAUGGGAGACAGGUUCACAGAUGAGGAAGUUGAUGAACUUUUCCGAGAAGCACCAAUUGACAAGAAAAGCAAUUUCAACUAUGUGGAAUUCACCCGCAUUCUGAAGCAUGGUGCCAAGGAUAAGGACGAUUAAAUUUACAUAUUGUAGCUGCUUUUAAUCUCACCAUGUUUCAUUUAUAGCACACACCAUGCACCACAAAGCAAUCCAUUUACAUUAAGUAGCAACUUUGUUUUCUCAAUGUUUUGUAUGAACUUUUAAGAGGGUUUAGGCUGAUAGCACAUUGUAUGAAUGUUGGAAAAUGUGGCAAUCUAAUAGGAUGAAAACAAUUUAAAAUAUGUGAGCAUCCUGUUGACCUUACACAUAAAUUGUUUUGAUAACUGAUUAUUCUUCAUGAAGAAUAAUAAUGGAAAUUCCUGAAAAGCAAUAGAGUGAAAAGAGUUCUGACCAAAUAUUUUACAACAAAAAGCAAUAACAUGAUUCUAACAGUAUCUAUGACAAGAUUCGGUACUUAUGUUUUAUAUGGAACUUUGUACUUUUCCUGAGUAUUAUGUGUUGUAAUAAAGGCUCCAUUACUCUU